Molecule: messenger RNA, 1956 nt
Organism: Topomyia yanbarensis
Lineage: Eukaryota; Metazoa; Arthropoda; Insecta; Diptera; Culicidae
Product: major facilitator superfamily domain-containing protein 8-like
Exons: 3
Coding region: 413-1885 (490 amino acids)
Biological process (GO): transmembrane transport
Cellular component (GO): lysosomal membrane
Molecular function (GO): transmembrane transporter activity
Source: RefSeq, a predicted model, not a curated record
CUGGCCUUGUUCGCAUCGCUUUACCCACUGUGGUCCUACGAUUCUUUGUAAAACGGUGAUUGCCCCUCGGAAUUGAAAAUCAAGAUUUAUAUCAAAAUCGAAGCUUGAAUUGCACAGACGUGCAUGGUUCCGUUGCAUUGCCGUUCCAUAACAUUCAGCAUUACUGGCAUUUUUUGUUCAACCUGUGAUCAAUUGAACUUGUUAUUUACUUCAUGCAAAUGUUAUAAGAAGAAAUCGACAUUAUUUCGAUGCAGGCUGUCCCCCAAUCGAUAAGAUAACGUUCAAUUGCAAAUCGGCAUUGAACCCGAUCGGUUGUUUGUUGUGGUUCAGUUUCGGGGCCCUGCUGCUCGCGUGGGAGUUUCGAUAUUUCAAGUGCCACGAGCUUAGGGCAGGUCAUGUGUGCUGAGUGACGAUGGCGCAACUGUUAAAAUGGAUCUCUUUGAAUCAACCGGAAAAGGAACGCGUCCUAGGACUGGAAACAGCGGCCGAGUAUCGACAGCGAUGGAUUUCAAUCCGAGUGGUGUACUUUAUAGGAUACCUUAUGUUCUUAGCGUUCGGAAUAGUUGCCACCGGGUUAUGGCCUUAUCUCAAAACACUGGAACCCACGGUCAGCAAGGUGUUUUUGGCGUACGUCUUUGGUGUUACUCCACUGGGACAGUUGAUAUUCAGUCCAUUGUUUGGAUGGUGGACGAAUAAGCUAUCGUCGAUGCGAGUGCCACUGAUGUUGCUGGCAGCCAUUUUCACCGUAGGAAGUGUGAUCUAUGCACUGCUGGGGGAGUUUGCUGACCAUCGGGGGUACGUUUUGUUGUUUUCGAGAACAUUGGUUGGAGUUGGAUCGUCUGCGGUAACGAUAUGCAGAGCGUACAUUUCCUCGGCUACUAUGGUUUCGGAGAGGACGAAAACCAUAUCCUAUAUGGCAUUGGCACAAAGUUUAGGUCUGAUGGUGGGUCCUAUCUUUCAAUCGAUUUUCGCUGAACUCGGCGAGGAAGGAUUCAGCUUUCUGGGUUGGUUUCGGGUCAACAUGUAUACAAUUGCGGGCUGGAUCUGUGCAGCGCUCGGGUUACUCAACAUUGUGCUUUUGAUGCCGUGGAUUUUCCAAGACAGUCCCAUUGCUGUGAAGGAAGCAAUGAAGAACCAAGGUGCAGCCACUGCCAAGGAAACCUGGAAGUCAAUGCAGUUGCAGUAUUUCUCCAUUACAAUUAUGGUCGUGGCGUUUUCGUUGUUGAUGUUCGUGUAUGUGGCGUUUCAGACAUUACUGUCGCCGAUCGCUCUGGAUCAGUUUGGUUGGACCAAUGAGGAAUCUCUUUUCUACCUAGGAAUCCUGAUGACUGCGGGAGCUCUCAUAUCCUGCAUUCUGUUUCUGGUGCUAGAUCCACUGUGUAAACGUUUCAGCGAAAUCAACGUGCUCGUGUACGGUGCAAUGUUUGCACUGUUCCUCAGCCAGUUGUUUAUGAUUCCGAUAGGAUCGGAACCGAUUACUGCCUACAUGGAUGCUAACAGUACCAUCGGAUGUCCGCCCACCCAGGAAUGGUGCCAAUCGAUACCACCCGUGACAAAGAUUCAGUUCACGAUAGCCUACACACUGCUCUGCGUAGCGUUCUCCAUUGGAACAACGUUGAGUCAGGCAGUGUUUUCGAAACUCCUCGGUCCUAGACCGCAAGGGACAUGGAUGGCACUGUUGACAUGCGCUGGAAGUGCUGCUCGAAUUGUCGGUCCAGGUGCGGUUACGGUUUACGUGCUGCUUGGAACUUACUGGACGUUUGGUGCUAGUGCUACACUGUCCGGUUUGAUAUUCCUGUGGAUGUGGGUCUAUCGGGAUCGUUUGCAUCCCACCAAACCAGAACCGGCGGAAGAGCUUAAAGUACUUAAUUCUAUUAAGCAAUAGUAGUCUCAAAAAACGCGUAGCUGUGAUCUGUACUUACGUAAUAGACAAUAAAUUUUAUUUUUGUUAGGAAA